Messenger RNA from Tarenaya hassleriana, 1831 nucleotides. Its product is annotated as U3 snoRNP-associated protein-like YAO. NCBI's taxonomy places the organism in Eukaryota, Viridiplantae, Streptophyta, Magnoliopsida, Brassicales, Cleomaceae. Gene Ontology annotation, cellular component: small-subunit processome. Gene Ontology annotation, molecular function: snoRNA binding; protein binding. The transcript is spliced from 7 exons. Bases 143 to 1672 code for a protein of 509 amino acids. The record is from RefSeq and is a predicted model, not a curated record.
GCAUGGGUUGGGCUGAGUCUAGCAGAAAUCGUCUUCUUGCUCCUGAGGAAUACGGUCGCCACUAAGCCGCUAAACCCUAAAGCUGAACCUUAAACCCUAGAAUUCGCUCCGGUGUCUCUCUCUCUUCGCGGACACAGAGAAUAUGAAGCAAAAGAACCAGAAGAAGAAAGGGUUUGCCCCGAGAAGAGGCGGAAAGAAGGGUUCGGUGGAGCGCGACCCAUUCUUCGAGGAAGAGUCGAAGAAGCGGAGAAAAGUCGAUUAUGAUGACGAGGAUAUCGAAUCCAUGGAGUCCGACGAGGAUGAAAACGGGUUUUCCGGCGGAGGAAGCGGAGGCGAGGAGGAUAAGGAAGACGAAGAGGCGGAGGAUGAGUUUGCCCAUGAGACGGCGGGCGAGAGGCGGAAGAGGUUGGCGGAGGAAACUCUGAGGAGGAUAAGGGAGGCGAAGAAUAAAGAAAUGGAGGAACUCUACGACGACGAAGGUAGAGAAGAGGAAGAUGGUGUGAGGGAUUCGCUUGUUGCGAAGGCUCUGAUGCAGGAGCAGCUCGAGGAGAGUGGCCGUGUUCGAAAAGCCAUUGCUACCAGGGUUCAAGAACCGGAGAGUGCAGAUGGGUUUCGUGUUAUGGUUAAGCAUCGGCAAUCUGUAACUGCUGUAGCUUUAUCAGAUGAUGACUCAAGGGGGUUUUCAGCAUCAAAAGAUGGCUCUAUCUUUCACUGGGAUGUAUCUUCUGGAAAGAGAGAAAGAUACAGGUGGCCCAGUGAUGAAAUUUUGAAGUCGCAUGGUGUGAAAGAUCCUGUGUUUCCAAGUAAAAAGCAUAGCAGAGAAACUACAGCUUUGGCCGUUAGUUUUGAUGGUCGUUAUUUGGCAUCUGGAGGUUUGGAUCGUCAUAUUCAUUUGUGGGACACCCGUACCCUAGAGCAUGUACAGGUCUUUCCAGGUCAUCGAGGACCUGUUUCUUGCCUUUGUUUCAGACAAGGAACUGUAGAACUUUUUUCUGGUUCAUACGAUCGAACAGUCAAGAUAUGGAACGCAGAGGAUAAAUCAUAUAUAAGUACGUUAUUUGGACACCAGGAUGAAGUUUUAACUAUUGAUUGUCUUAGGAGGGAACGUGUACUCACAGUUGGGCGUGACAGGACCAUGCAGUUAUUUAAGGUGCCUGAGGAGUCCCGUUUAGUCUUCCGUGCUCCUGCAUCAAGUCUUGAAUGCUGUUGUUUCAUCAGUAAUGAUGAGUUCUUAUCCGGUUCAGAUAAUGGAACAAUUGCACUUUGGACCAUGCUACGGAAAAAACCAGUUUACAUUGUAAAAAAUGCACAUCCUGUUACAGAUGGUGAAAUGGCCAACGGGAGUUUAGAAAACGGCGGUCAUGUUCCUGACAACUAUAACUGUUCGUCAGCGAAUUCUUGGGUCAACUCAGUUUCCGUUUGUAGAGGAAGUGAUCUUGCUGCAUCAGGAGCAGGUAAUGGUUCUGUGCGUUUAUGGGCCAUCGAAAGUGAAUCCAAAGCCAUUCAGCCUUUGCACCAGCUUCCACUGUCUGGAUUUGUGAACUCAUUGGCUUUUGCUAGAUCCGGACAGUUUCUGAUCGCUGGAGUCGGAAAGGAACCACGGCUCGGAAGGUGGGGCAGCAUAAAAUCGGCACAAAACGGUGUUGCAAUACAUCCCUUGAGGCUUUCAUGAGAGAUGCUUUCUUUCUUGGAUAACAUCAACUGUUAAUUGUUUUUGCCCAUUUGUAGCCAUUGUUUUCUUCUUUUUUUUCUUCUUUUCAGUGAUCAUUGAUCAAAUUUGAUUUCCUAUUUUUGACACCAUUUAAGACAAAUGAUAUAAAAUUUUGGAUCA